AUGAACGAGCAGUACUCAACUCUAUGUGCCAUCAUCUACAGCCCCGACGACUCCAAUCCCGACGUGUGGCCAUCAAAUGCCGGUGUGCAAAGCGUUGUUUCGCAAUUCCAGGCGUUGCCGGUGAUGGACCAACAGGAGAGAAUGAUGGACCAAGAGACUUUCCUCAGACGACGGAUAGCCAAAACGUCCGAGCAGUUGAAGAAAGAGAGUAAGGAGAGCAGGGAACGGGAGAUGACGGAAGUCAUGUUCCACUGUUUGCAAGGAGACAUGGGUAUGUUUGUUCUAAAUCUCUUGGAUCUGAAUGAUUUAGGUUAUCUGAUUGACCAAAAUCUGAAAGAUGUUAACCGGAGGAUCGAGGUUUUGGGGGAUUCUGGUAUGGAGAUCGGUGAAUCCUCCAAUGCGGCUGCGACUCUUUCUGAAGGGAUUGGAUAUUUUCUGUUCCUUUUGUUGAUGUUAUGA
Microthlaspi erraticum is the source of this 459-nucleotide messenger RNA. NCBI's taxonomy places the organism in Eukaryota, Viridiplantae, Streptophyta, Magnoliopsida, Brassicales, Brassicaceae. The record is from the annotation of a GenBank genome assembly.